Messenger RNA from Theobroma umbraticum, 1908 nucleotides. RefSeq names its product CYTOCHROME P450 51G1 (gene CYP51G1). Gene Ontology annotation, molecular function: iron ion binding; oxidoreductase activity, acting on paired donors, with incorporation or reduction of molecular oxygen; monooxygenase activity. The record is from RefSeq and is a predicted model, not a curated record. NCBI's taxonomy places the organism in Eukaryota, Viridiplantae, Streptophyta, Magnoliopsida, Malvales, Malvaceae.
UAAGCCAACACUCCAUUGUCGAACUUUUCAAUUCGAAAUCGGAACAAAUGAUUCUCUCAGUUUGCUGCGUUUAUCUUUAGUCCCACGUGACUCUCUCUCUCUCUGUCUUUGGGUCUCCUUUUUUCUUGUCCAAUCUUCUGCAUUUUGAAUCUCAAAUCAGCUGAGGAUUGAUAGAAAAUCUAUCAAAUCAGAGCCGCCAUGGAAGUAGAUGACAAGUUUCUCAACAUGGGUUUUCUCAUAGUAGCCACUCUCGUAGUGGCCAAGCUCAUAUCUUUCCUCAUAAUGCCUAGAUCCAAGAAGCGGCUGCCGCCAGUAAUCAAAACCUGGCCGGUAAUUGGUGGCCUCCUUCGAUUCAUGAAAGGGCCCAUCGUGAUGCUCCGGGAGGAGUACCCAAGGCUUGGCAAUGUUUUCUCGUUGAGUUUGUUUAACAAGAAGAUAACUUUCUUGAUUGGGCCUGAGGUUUCAGCACACUUCUUUAAGGCUUCCGAAUCAGACCUCAGCCAACAGGAAGUUUAUCAGUUCAAUGUGCCAACUUUUGGCCCUGGUGUGGUGUUUGAUGUGGAUUACUCAAUAAGGCAAGAGCAGUUCCGGUUCUUUACGGAAGCCCUUAGAGUUAAUAAACUCAAGGGUUAUGUGGAUCAGAUGGUCACAGAAACUGAGGACUACUUCUCAAAAUGGGGGGAUAGUGGUGAGGUGGACCUCAAGUAUGAGCUGGAGCAUCUAAUCAUCUUGACUGCUAGUAGAUGUCUCUUGGGUCAAGAAGUGCGUGAUAAGCUUUUUGAUGAUGUGUCUGCACUCUUCCAUGAUCUUGACAAUGGCAUGCUCCCUAUUAGUGUUAUCUUUCCUUACCUUCCUAUCCCUGCUCAUCGCCGUCGUGACCGGGCUCGAAGGAAGCUUGCAGAAAUCUUUGCAAAUAUCAUAGCUUCCCGCAAAAGUGCUGGCAAGUUAGAGAACGACAUGUUGCAAUGUUUCAUUGAAUCUAAGUACAAAGAUGGUCGCCCAACUACUGAGGCUGAAGUAACCGGGUUGCUCAUUGCUGCUCUCUUUGCUGGGCAACAUACCAGUUCCAUCACCUCUACGUGGACUGGUGCCUAUCUCCUCCGUCACAAGGAGUUCCUAUCUGCUGUGGUGGAGGAGCAGAAACAACUAAUGCAAAAGCAUGGGAGCAAGGUUGAUCAUGACAUCUUGUCUGAGAUGGACACCUUGUAUCGGUGCAUUAAGGAAGCCCUGAGACUUCACCCCCCACUGAUUAUGCUUCUACGAAGCUCACACAGUGAUUUUAGUGUAAAAACCCGAGAUGGUAAAGAGUACGACAUCCCAAAAGGUCAUAUUGUUGCAACAUCACCAGCGUUUGCUAACAGGCUGCCUUACAUCUACAAGGAUCCAGACACAUAUGAUCCCAAUAGAUUUUCUGUUGGGAGGGAAGAAGACAAGGUGGCAGGGGCUUUUUCGUAUAUUUCCUUCGGAGGUGGCAGGCAUGGUUGCCUUGGUGAACCGUUUGCUUACCUUCAGAUAAAGGCUAUAUGGAGCCAUUUGUUGAGGAAUUUUGAAUUGGAGCUUGUGUCACCUUUUCCUGAGAUUGACUGGAAUGCAAUGGUGGUUGGCGUGAAAGGUAAGGUGCUGGUUCGAUACAAGCGGCGACAGCUUUCUGUUAAUUAGCUAGAUAAUGCUUGUGGGUAACUAGCGGGUUUAAUUUAUCUUCUUUAGAAUGUUGUUGCCCUGUUUUUACUCUGUUUUUGAACUUUGGUAUAUUUGUUUUACGUAGAGUGCCCUCUGGAUUCUAUUUAUAAUGGUUUUUUGUCUAUUUCUAGAAUAUUUAUGAUUAGUUUAUAAGCAAAGUUUGGUUUCGAUGUUGUGCACCUGUUGGGGUCCUUGAAGCAAUGAAGUUUUUAUUAAUCUUGAUGUUAA